CCAUAUUCACACCUAUGUCUUAGGUAAGGUAGAUUUAAAUAGUAAGCCUAGUUCAGGUAAACUGGGUUUAAAUCCCAUUUGAGCUGAGUUCACUUUGAACUCACCUGUGUUUCACACUUAAAAUAAAACUUGUUUCACCUGAACCUCUGUUUUGUUUGCUUUAUUCAUUUGGUAUUGCAUGUACAAUGGCUGGGAAGAAAGGUCCUCAUUUUACUGAACUCGAAAAGUGUACGCUUAUUGAUUUAGUGGGGUCAAAAAAGGAUAUAAUUGAAAACAAAGCUACUGAUUCUAAAAUGAUCCACAAGAAAAAUUUGGAAUGGGAAAACUUAACAAAGGAAUUCAACAGUAGAAAUGGAGUUAAUAUCAGGACAUGCAAUCAGCUUAAAUCAUUAUGGAAAAAUUUGAAAUCAAGAAGCAAGUCAGCUGUGGCGAAGGAAAGAAGAGAAAGAUCAAAAACUGGUGGUGGUGUUGUAGAAGGGACAAUUGACAAGCUCUCUUCAGCAGUUAGAGAGAUAAUUCCUCAGCAAAUUAAUAGCUGUGAGAAUGCAUUUGAUGACGACGCAGAACUUCACGGGGAUGUAGAUAACUUCAAUGAGUCGCCAGGUUCAACAAGUGCUUGUAAUCAGCAACCCCCAGAAAAAAAUCCUGAUGUGUCUGUAUCAGAACCACAAGCACCCAUGUCACCAGUAACAGUAAGCACCCAGACAAUGACCACAUCCAAAUCCACAACUGCAUCCAAGAGAAAAUGUGUGGAGCAGGAAGACGUCAAGAAGAAGAUGCUGGAGAUGGCAGAAGAAGAACAUCAACUGAAAAUGGAGAUACUGCAUUUGAAAAAACAAUAUAUAGAAGCAAAAAUUCGCAAACUUGAAGAAGUUAGUUCCAACAAAGAUGGAAACAACAACACUAAUCACAAUCAAAAUAAUGAUAAUACAUGUGCACAGAUAUGGCAGCCAUUCAACUUUUGA
Messenger RNA from Saccostrea cuccullata (small rock oyster), 965 nucleotides. RefSeq names its product myb/SANT-like DNA-binding domain-containing protein 3. Lineage: Eukaryota; Metazoa; Mollusca; Bivalvia; Ostreida; Ostreidae. The record is from RefSeq and is a predicted model, not a curated record. The transcript is spliced from 2 exons. Bases 186 to 965 code for a protein of 259 amino acids.